UGCAACUGGAGAUUUGGAGCAAAGGAUGGGUGUUCGGUAGAGGACGACGGCUUUGGGUUUAGUUUUAUUUUGAUUAACUGAUAAAUACAAGUGUUAUUUUCGAACAGAGUUGGUGAUGUUCAUGUGCAAAGGUUUUGGAUGCCUUUAAAAUGAGCUACUUUGGGAACAAUGUGGCUCCUAAGUUGAUCUGUUUUAAUGUAGCACCACCAGUGUUACUUGUGCCUGCUAAUUUGGCCACCAAUUUUGGACCUAGCACCUUUCAACCAGACCAUGCCCUGCAUUGUACCAAUGGCGGGACAGAAUGUUCAGUGACUGCUGUUUUAAAAGCUAGAAGACUCCAUUUGAGAUGGAAUGUGGUGUCUUUGAUUCUAAAGCACGGAUUUUUGGAGCUUUCUGGAAAAACAUUGCUUGAAUGGUACCUUAAUUUACCAUUUGAAGACAGAAAGAUUAUACAAGAUGAAGGAGGGCUUCUGCAGUUUUUGAAGAAACACUCACAUUUGCAAGUGGAUAAAGAUAUUGUUUAUUUAAAAAACUCCAACUGGAUGUAUGCAAACCAAAGUAUACUACAAGAAAUGGAUCAGGAUCCAAGCAAAGCUUGUCACAAGAAGGUGGAUGUAGAUGUUGGAGCAAAACAUACUGGCUUUGAUCUACCGAAAGAGACAUCCUCACAUCUGUCAAGUAGUGCUGACACAAGGAAAAAUAUAGAAAUGGCCAUUGAAAGAACUGUGAAAACAGAUGAUAACAUGGAAUUGGAGAAUCAAGCAUUGAUUAGUCAGGGACUCGAGGAGACAAAAAGUGAUGAUGUAUCGGCCGUUCCUCCUGAUAUAGCUAGUGCACUUGAAAAACUCAAACUUAAUUAUUUGCAAAUGAGGAAACGGUUAAUGAAUGGGACUGCUCUUGAUGAUACCCCACCUCUCUCUUUGGAUGUGGUAAACAUUGGAUCAGUGGAAACGUGCAUUCCUUCUCAGAUCCUGACGGGUCAGCUUUCGUGUACAAAUGAGAAAAGUAUUAGUGAUGAAGAAUGUUGUAGUUUGCCCACUCAGAAAGACACAAAAAGGGAAACUACAGGCAUACAUGUGGAACACAGCAGAUCUCUGACUUUACAGCUUAUGCAGAAAGAUGAAUUGUGUCCAAGUGCGGCUGAAGAUCUUAACAAAGAAAACUGUUCAAGUGAAGUUUGGUUUGAUGCUCUUGAGCAUCUUGAAGGUUUAGAUGACCCAGCCCAUGUGGAGACAGUGAACGUAAAGGAUUGUGAAGUGGAUACAUGUGUGGGAGGACAUGGCCUACAAGACUUUAUCUGUGUGGAAGGUGUUCCUGUGACAAUGUCUAAGAAAGACCUGAUGGUGGUAUUUGAAAAGUACAAAGCCUCAGAGGUUUUGAUGGCUAAAGCUUCAUGUAAUUCAAGGUUAGCAUUCAUCCGAUUCAGUGAUACAAGCUUAGCAGAAAUUGCAGUAACGGAAAUGGAUGGGAAACGCUUACAUGGGCGAACCAUUAAUGUAAGCAUUGUUAGAACUCUGGGAUAUAGGAAACACUCGGCUCUAUGGAGUGAAAGUGGUGCAGAGUAUGGAAUGAGAGACAAAAGGAGUUCUUCUUCCAAAUAUACCCAUUCCCCUGGAGCAGCAGUUGGUGCUAGUAUGGCAGCAAAGAGGCAACGACAGAAACUUUCAGAUGUAUCGAGAUCAUUGGAUGUGCUCUACACUGGUUAUGAAAGUUAUACUAAAAUUAUGAACAAGUUAAUUGAACUUCACCCAGAUAUUGAGCUUCAGAAGAUUACCGAGACACUUGCAAGCCUAAGAAAAGAACUGAAGGGCUCACUAUAUGGUUUAUAUUUGAGUAACAUUGUGGAAACUGUAUCUGCAAAAUUGUACAAAUCGUUAGCUUGAAUUCAAAUUGUUCUAACUGCAUUAACCAAGUACCUCAUUUCUGUUAUUUAAUAAUAAAAGUUUCUUUUGUAGCAUUAAAAAAACGAGGGGAGAAAUGUAAGCAAUUAAAGUCGCACCUAUUAUUUGGUGAAUGUUUUGA
Messenger RNA from Polypterus senegalus (gray bichir), 2022 nucleotides. It is a transcript of the gene rbm44, whose product is annotated as RNA binding motif protein 44. The record is from RefSeq and is a predicted model, not a curated record. The transcript is spliced from 18 exons. Gene Ontology annotation, molecular function: RNA binding. NCBI's taxonomy places the organism in Eukaryota, Metazoa, Chordata, Cladistia, Polypteriformes, Polypteridae. Bases 150 to 1883 code for a protein of 577 amino acids.